AUCGUCGCUUAGCACCCAUAGUACAAGCUUUGCUUAGUUUGGGGCUAAGUUGAUCUGUGUAAGGUGUCCCCAUAUUUAUUUUUUGUUUAUUUUAUAUUUAAAGGAAAAUAUGGAAAAAAUUACGUUUCCAGCGAGACGCUUCCGCUUGUUAAAAAUUUAUUUAAUAAGGGGUAAUUUGAAACUGUACGGUGUGAACUACAGCCACAGAUAUCAGGUCUGUCGCGUGCUAUCGGACCGAACACCUUUUUCUCUUUGCGGCGGUUCGGACUGCCAGAGAUAAAAUCAUAUGUCAGGAUUCGGUGGAACAUGGCUACAUUCUAUCUGACAUUAUACAUACAAAACAAAGAAAUUUGAUUAAAAAUACACAAAUAUGUUUAAAUCACUUAUAUUUUUAAAUUUUAAGAAAUAACCUUUUGAAUUAGUUAUUAUUCUGUCUAGGUAUAAUCAGGAAUCUAAAAAAAUGGGCGCCUACUUUUUGAACAAAACGGGGUUUGGGUGAUAAGAAUUCUUCAGAUUUUGAGAGACGAUUAAUAGUGAUUGGUAGUGUAAAUAUUAAGUGUAGAAAUAAUUAAAUACAAGACGAAGCAAGAUAAUGUAACGCAAUAAUUUCCAAAAGAAAAACUAGUACCGACGUCAUUUAAAAAGUUUCUAAAAUACUUAAUUAGGUCAUUAACUGGAGCGUGACAACGCGGGUGUACCUUUAGUACCUACGUAUAUAGAUUAUCGCUAUUUCUGAACUAAUGUAUACCAAAAUUUUACAGUAAUAAUUACGAAUUUAAUCAAUCGCUGAUGAAAAGGCCGGAAACAUAAUGCGGGUGCGUUUAAAUAUAUCACAUCAGCCCCAAAAUACUGUUAAGUUCAUUUGUAAAACAAAACUUACAGUGUACACAGCCAAUUACAAUGAUUAUUCUGCAAGUUACAAUCUUUUUAGUAAUUUGGACUUCGAAAUGUGCAGCAGGACCAAAUAUCUUAGAUAAAAUCAUUCCGGAAGAUGCAUUACUAAAUUUCACUGACCUAUCCAAGAAAUAUGGACAUACAGCUGAAGAACACAACGUUGUGACCGAAGACGGAUACAUAUUGAAGCUUUUUCAUAUACCUGGAGAAAGUAAAAAGCCGAUAUUCAUCAUGCAUGGACUAGGAGAUUCUGCUGAUUCCUACGUAUUGAGAGGUCAUAAAUCUUUAGCCGUAACCUUAGCCAAUGCAGGAUAUGAUGUCUGGCUUGGAAAUAAUAGAGGCAACAAAUACUCUCGAAGACAUUCAAACCUUAACCCAGAUAAAGAUAACAAGUUUUGGCAGUUCAGUUUUCAUGAAAUCGGCAUUUAUGAUUUACCGGCAAUGAUAGACUUCGUUUUGGGCAAAACUAAAUCUGAUAAAGUAGAUGUUAUAGCGCAUUCUCAAGGAACUACGGCAUUUUUUGCUUUACUGGCAACGAAGACGGUAUACAAUGACAAGAUUAAUGUCCUAGCAGCACUUGGUCCAGUGGCCUUUUUGGGUAAUUUAUCUCCGCCUAUAUCAACUAUUGCAAUAACAGGACCAGUGAUCAACCAAGUUUUGAUAAACAUGAAUGUAGAAGAGAUAGCAGCUAACGAAACUGCUGCUCGGGAAUUGCAAACCAGACUUUGUUCAUUGGGAUUCAUUGGAGGUAAUUUCUGCCGCUUCGGUCUUAUAUUUCCUCUAUUUGGAUUCGAUCCCGAAGGUCUUGAAGCAGAAUUUGCACCAAUCGCUUUAGCUCAUUUUCCAGCUGGUCUUUCCAGGAAAAGUUUAGUGCAUUACGAUCAAUUAUUUUACAGUAAAAGAUUCUCCAGCUUUGACUUUGGGCCUUCGAUGAAUUUGAAAAUAUACAAAUCAUUUGGUCCACCGGAUUAUGAUUUAAAUAAAGUGACAACAAGAAUAGCUUUAUACCUAGGGAGGAAUGAUCCAUUUGCAAAGAUAAAAGAUGCAGAACUGCUAAAGGAGAUACUACCUAAUGUAGUUGAGUUUAAAAUUAUUGAUUCGAACAAAUGGACUCAUGUUGACUUCGCUUGGGCUAACGAUAUGGACAAGUAUUUAUUUCCUCUGAUUUUUGAUAUUUUGAAAAAGUUCGAUUAAUCCGGAAUAAAAUAAAAACACAGAAAGUAAUAAUAUGCACAAAAGUAAAUAACAUAUGGACAUAAAUUCUGACCAUGCAACGAAAAAGUGCUUUAUGCCAAGAACCUACGGUCUUGGAAAAUCUAUCUGGAUGUCUAUAUAGGU
Leguminivora glycinivorella is the source of this 2232-nucleotide messenger RNA. Its product is annotated as lipase 1-like. The transcript has a single exon. Gene Ontology annotation, molecular function: hydrolase activity, acting on ester bonds. The coding region runs from base 901 to 2088 and encodes 395 amino acids. Lineage: Eukaryota; Metazoa; Arthropoda; Insecta; Lepidoptera; Tortricidae. The record is from RefSeq and is a predicted model, not a curated record.